This is a messenger RNA of Carlito syrichta (Philippine tarsier), 1042 nucleotides long. It is a transcript of the gene FNDC11, whose product is annotated as fibronectin type III domain containing 11. Bases 1 to 969 code for a protein of 322 amino acids. Gene Ontology annotation, molecular function: protein binding. Lineage: Eukaryota; Metazoa; Chordata; Mammalia; Primates; Tarsiidae. The transcript has a single exon. The record is from RefSeq and is a predicted model, not a curated record.
AUGAGCUUCCAGGAGACCAGCCUGGGCCCCAACAAGGGGAGGCUGGGCGCAUCCCAGGCCCUGCUGGACCAGGAGGAAGCAGAAGACCAGCAGCUACUGGAGCCAGAGGCCUGGAGGACGUACAUGCAGCGACGCAGUGCAUUGCGUGAGUUCCUGGCCUCAGAACUGAGCGUGCACCUGCUCAAGCGCCACCAUGCCCGCUUGCAGCUACUGCGCAAGUGCUCCUACCACAUCGAGGUCUUGCCCAAGCACCUGGCCCUGGGUGACCAGAACCCGCUGGUGCUGCCCAGUGCCCUGUUCCAGCUCAUCGACCCCUGCAAGUUCCAGCGCAUGAAGAAGGUGGGCACGGCGCAGGCCAAGAUCCAGCUGCUGCUGCUGGCUGACCUGUUGGAGCAGCUGGACAGUGGCCGUGCAGAGCUGGAUGCCCUACUGGAGUCACCCAACCCACGGCCCUUCCUGGCUGGCUGGGAGCCAGUGACACGGCGGCUGGCAGACCUGUCGGCCAUCAUGGACAGCUUCCUGGUCAUGAUGGUGCCCGGGCGCCUGCACAUCAAGCACCGUCUGGUGUCUGAUGUUGGUGCCACCAAGGUACCACACAUACGGCUCAUGCUGAGCACCAAGAUGCCCGUCGUGUUCGACCGGAAGGAGUCGGUGGCCCACGAGGACUGGGCCAGCCUGCGCUGGUUUGUCACUGUUCAGCCAGCGGCACCUGAGCAGUUUGAGCUGCGCUUCAGGCUGCUGGACCCACGGACACAGCAGGAGAGCACCCAGUGCGGCGUGGUCCCUGUGGCCGCUUGUGCCUUCAUUGUCCGAAGCCUGCUGCCCAAUCGCUCCUACAAGUUUACCAUCAAGAGGGCCGAGAGCUACACGCUGGUGUAUGAGCCCUGGCGGGACAGCCUCACCCUACAGACCAAGCUGGGACUGCCCUCAGGGCUGCCCCCUGCCAGCAGUAGCCCAGUCUGCCCUUGACCGCACCUCUGAGAGAUGAUUUUCUAAUAUUUACCCGCAAAUAAAGAGGAGUAUAAACGUGCAUACAGAACUA